UAAAUUCGUUCGAUCUAGGGUUUCCCCUCUCCUUUCGCUGCCGCUGUUACGCCUCCGUCUCUUGCCUGAACCGCCGUUUCUAGGAUUUUCUUGAGCUCCCGUCGUGCUUCCACCGAGAUGGUUCUCCCGAACGACAUCGAUCUGCUGAACCCCCCGGCCGAGCUCGAGAAGAGGAAGCACAAGCUCAAGCGCCUCGUGCAGUCACCCAAUUCCUUUUUCAUGGACGUAAAGUGUCAGGGUUGCUUCAACAUAACUACGGUGUUCAGCCACUCGCAGACCGUCGUGGUGUGCGGCAAUUGCCAGACCGUUCUCUGUCAGCCCACCGGGGGGAAGGCCAAGCUCACCGAGGGAUGCUCCUUCAGGCGAAAGGGGGAUUGAUCAUGCUGUGAUCCUUACCCUGUUCUGCAUAGUACAUGAGGUUGAACUUAGGGUUUAGGUGGUGCUGAGUUUUGAUUUUAUAUGAUGCUUGUAGAUUAGUGAUUUUGAUUAAGACUCCAUGUUCUAUAAUGACGCGUUGGUAAAUCUUCUGCUUGGAAGGGAUUUUACCAGAAUCAUCUUUAUUCAACCAUUUAUAAAUGGUUUAAACGAAUCAGCUUUGAUGAUUCAUUAAUGAUUCA
Musa acuminata AAA Group (dessert banana) is the source of this 617-nucleotide messenger RNA. RefSeq names its product small ribosomal subunit protein eS27y. Gene Ontology annotation, molecular function: RNA binding; structural constituent of ribosome. The transcript has 4 exons. Gene Ontology annotation, cellular component: ribosome; cytosolic small ribosomal subunit. Lineage: Eukaryota; Viridiplantae; Streptophyta; Magnoliopsida; Zingiberales; Musaceae. The coding region runs from base 118 to 378 and encodes 86 amino acids. Gene Ontology annotation, biological process: ribosomal small subunit assembly; translation. The record is from RefSeq and is a predicted model, not a curated record.